AUGAGUAAGUAUCAGGUGAAGAAAGUUGACACAUUGGAUCUAAUCUUCAUUCCAGUACUACUAUCUGAUCAUUUCUGGUGCCUAUGCUUUCACUUGAAAAAUGGCGAAAUCGAGUUAAUUGAUAACUCUAGGUUUGACGAACCGUUUAGCAAACGCUACCGUGGGCGCCCCGAAAAGCUGCGAAGAGUUCUAGUACUAUACCUAAAAGGCAAGAUUCGACAACAAGAGUGGAUAACAAACUUGGAAACAGCAAGCAUAAUUCGAAAGGAAAUGGAUUGGAGAACUCUUCAAAACGGUUGCGAUUGUGGUGUCUUCACUAUGAGACAUAUGGAGACAUACAAAGGAAAGUCUCCAUGGAAUCCGGGGUUUGAGAACGAAGAUAAAAAGAAGAGACAAGAUUCUCAACUUCGAUUCUUGUGGUACCGAUAUCUUAGUAAGAUUGUAUUGUCCGACUACAAUCUUAUAAGGAAAGAAGUAUUCGAAAAAGCUAAGGAAUUUACGAAGAAAGUGAGCACCGUGGAUAUUUUGAACGAUCUAGAUAACAAAAUUAAGGACCGCUUGGAUCAGUUCUUCAGCCUUAAAAAAGGGGGAAAAAUGCUAAGUCGUUAA
Molecule: messenger RNA, 609 nt
Organism: Helianthus annuus (common sunflower)
Lineage: Eukaryota; Viridiplantae; Streptophyta; Magnoliopsida; Asterales; Asteraceae
Exons: 2
Coding region: 1-609 (202 amino acids)
Biological process (GO): proteolysis
Molecular function (GO): cysteine-type peptidase activity
Source: RefSeq, a predicted model, not a curated record